Molecule: messenger RNA, 1488 nt
Organism: Meira miltonrushii
Lineage: Eukaryota; Fungi; Basidiomycota; Exobasidiomycetes; Exobasidiales; Brachybasidiaceae
Product: thioredoxin-domain-containing protein
Exons: 2
Biological process (GO): protein folding
Cellular component (GO): endoplasmic reticulum
Molecular function (GO): protein disulfide isomerase activity
Source: RefSeq, a predicted model, not a curated record
AUGCUGGCCAGCAUCUUCCUUCUUUUCAGUCAAUUCGUUCAUGCCUUCCCUGCUCCAACAAAAGACAGUACACUCUCCGCCUUUGUGGAAUCUUCUCUCCUUCUCACAAGCGCCAAUUGGACGACUGAAAUCGGAAAAGGAUCUUGGUUUAUAGAAUUCUAUACACCUAUAUCACAAUCAUGCAAAGAGCUGGCUCCAAUUUGGCAAGAAUUAACGUCAAACAAAGACAUCCUACGAACAGGAUAUCCAGACGCUCCUCUUUCGCUUGCACAAGUGGAUUGUAACGCAGAACAGGCUUUAUGCGUUCGAGAAGGUGUGACGCAUAUCCCAAAGUUGAGCUUAUACAAAGAUGGCAUUCAAACCGAAAGUGAAUUCACUGGAAAUCGAGAAUAUACAGAAUUGGCCGCAUUUGUAGAUUCAGAAGCAGCUUCAUAUCGUAAAUCAAAGGGUGUCAGUGAUAUUGCACAUCCCUUAGAAGCUUCUACCGGCUCAACAGCAGCCAACGCUGCUCCUGGUAAUGGUAAUCCAGCCGUAAAUGCUCCCGUUCCUGGCGCUGGCGCUGGAGAUGGAAAGGAAGCAAACAAGGCACCCAUCGUACCUCCAAAGCAAGAUACAAUCAAGGGGCAAGCUAUUCCAGUCCCACCACCACCAACAGUAUUCCAACGACCCAAUCCGCAGGGAAGAGUGUUACAGUUCGGCAUCGACGAAGCUGUAAAGGAUAAGCAAGCAUUACAAGAGUUUCUAAGCAAGAACGAGAAUCAUGGUGCUACAUUUGUCAAAUUCUUUGCACCUUGGUGUCCACACUGUCGUGCGAUGGCAGGCGCUUUUCGUCAAAUUGGAGAAGCACUCAAGGACAGAGUCAGUGUGGUAGAAGUGGAUUGUGAAGCAAAUCAUGCGGUUUGCGUUUCUUAUUCUAUUCAAGGUUUCCCAACGCUACGAAUGUAUAACGAUGGUGAAUCAACGGAAUAUCGUGGAGGCAGAUCGUUUGAUGCGAUGAGAACGUGGGCUUUGAAAGCUGGUAGUGCUUCUGGCGUUCGACAAAUUUCCGCCAAGGAGAUUCAUGAUAUCUCGCGGAAUGAUGAAGUGUUCUUCCUCUACUUACACGAAGAAGGUGUCCCGGAGAAGGAAGUGGACGCUGUCACACGUGCUUCACGUAUCUUGCUCACCACACCUGUUCAUGUCUAUCGAUCAUCGGAUGCAGAAUUGAUACAACGGUAUCGAAGCAGGCUAUCAAAAGCAUCAGUUGGAACAAACGCACUUUCCGGCUUGCUCGUCUUUAAAGAUCACGAUGACACCACCCCCACAGCCAGUCUACAUCCAUCAGAAGAACGAUCAAAAGGAAAGGAUCUACAGACCAGCAUAACCUCAUGGCUGGAUUCUGAAAGGUUCCCAAGUAUUGUAGAAGUGACGGGAAAUACGUUUAGCGAAGUGAUCAAUAAUCGACAAAAUACACCAGUCGUUCUUGCAGCCCUUUCGGAUGUGUAUCAC